Messenger RNA from Prorocentrum cordatum, 735 nucleotides. Lineage: Eukaryota; Dinophyceae; Prorocentrales; Prorocentraceae. The record is from the annotation of a GenBank genome assembly.
AUGGUGAAGGCCGUGCAGUCGGCCCUGAGUUCGGAGGCAGAGCGCAAGGGAUUCGGCCGGUGUGGCUACUUCGCGCAGCAGGUGUUCGAUGCCCUCUUCGCCGAUGGGAGCCCGCUGGCCCGCGUCGAGAGGGGCAUCAGAGCUGGCUUCCACGGUAUCGACUCGUUCGCGGAGACGGCUUGUGCUGCCAACGACGUGGUUGGUGCGGGCACCUUCCUGGCCUGCCUGUGGCAGGAGCUCGCAGGCUCGGCAUCCUUCAAAGAUUUGGACGACAGGAGCCUGGCCCCGCUCCUGGUGUGCCUGGGCAUGUGCGGCGUCCGCGUGGCCCGCCGGUUCGCCGAGAGUCGCGUGAGCGACAUGACGGAGAGGGAGUCGCUGCUGUAUUCCAAGGUGUUCGAGAAGCACGGCUGGACCAUGACCGAGUUCAGGAGCCUGCUGAAGCACGGCGGGGUGCGGUGGGAGCACCUCGAGCCGGGCGACGUGGUGGCGCGCGGCCACGGCGGCACGCUGCAGGCGGUGGCCCGGGGCAGCUGCGAGGUCUGGGAUGCGCGCAGGGGCCUGCGCCGGGAGAGCCUGCGGCAGGGCGGGGUCUGGGACCAGCGCCACGCCAAGGAGUCGCACGUCCUGCGCGCCACCGCGCCGACGCUCUUGGCCACCUGGGACUGGCACGAGCUGCAGGCCCAGCUGGGCUCUGACGAGGGCGGCCUGCCGGAGAUCGGCUACAUGCAAGGGUGA